Molecule: messenger RNA, 684 nt
Organism: Ilyonectria robusta
Lineage: Eukaryota; Fungi; Ascomycota; Sordariomycetes; Hypocreales; Nectriaceae
Exons: 3
Coding region: 1-684 (227 amino acids)
Source: RefSeq, a predicted model, not a curated record
AUGACGCAAUGCUGUUGCGAGUUCAGAAGGCUGGAAUCAGUCCCCUCUCGUUGGGCUUGCGUACCUACCUCUAGGCCACCUACCAGGUACAUUGGUACCGCUACUGCCAACUGCCUUGUGGCUUUGGGCCGCGCAAAAGCAAGCGUGCCUCGGGCAGCCCCCAGCAGGGCCGCUGGAGGCAAAGACACUGCAAAUAGAAGGAAUAGCUUGCUGACAUCGGACCAAGUAAUAUUAAACCAAGCUACCAAAACAGACAAAGAAACUCAAAAGACAAGCUUGGGGGCGUGGCGACUCGUCACACAGGGAACGGAAAAGGAAGCGAAAUGUAGUUAUCAUGUACUCUACGGUCAACUAAACGGCGACGACCGAGAAGACCGCCCAUUUCCCAACUUGGAACGCGGGGAUCUCCCCCACCUCAAGACCCCGGCUAGGGGCCGUCCGUCUGUCCUCUGCUGGGUCCGUCCCUCGCUCGAGGUCUCCUCUAUGUUCAUUAGUUUAGGUUCCUACAGCCUCAUUCUACCAAAGGGACGGGCACUUACACGGGACUCUCGAGCGAGGGACCAUGGACCCGGCAGGGACAGAUGGCCAGGGUCCUGGGGGGGCGGGCUGGGAGAUACGAUCUCCGCGCACGCUGGGAGCUGGGCUGCGGGCGUCGGCCGCCGAGAGGUCCGUCCGAGGGCCUAA